AUGUCUAGUAACUCCCCAUCCUCAUCCCCAGCUGUAGAUAAGCAGGCAGUUGCUGAACGCAUCGAAUUGGCCUUGGCAAGUCUUCUUUCCAAAGAGUCUUUAGCCCGACUUAUUAAUAUUAAAGCUGUUGAUUUAGAGCGAUACUACCGCAUAGAAGGCAUUCUACUGAGUAAACAAAGUCAGGGAGUGUCAAGUAUCAACGACUAUCAAUUUAAGCAAAUCUUACAAUCGACUGAAAAACAAAAACAAACUCUUAUCUAUACAAGAAAGUCGCCGAUGUUUGAUUUAGAUGAUGAUUAA
This is a messenger RNA of Nematocida homosporus, 300 nucleotides long. Its product is annotated as programmed cell death protein 5. The transcript has a single exon. Gene Ontology annotation, molecular function: DNA binding. The record is from RefSeq and is a predicted model, not a curated record. NCBI's taxonomy places the organism in Eukaryota, Fungi, Microsporidia. The coding region runs from base 1 to 300 and encodes 99 amino acids.